This is a messenger RNA of Cynara cardunculus var. scolymus (artichoke), 2389 nucleotides long. RefSeq lists its product as uncharacterized. The coding region runs from base 190 to 2187 and encodes 665 amino acids. NCBI's taxonomy places the organism in Eukaryota, Viridiplantae, Streptophyta, Magnoliopsida, Asterales, Asteraceae. The transcript is spliced from 10 exons. The record is from RefSeq and is a predicted model, not a curated record.
GUCUCAAGAUUUCGCCGACUGCUUCUCUCCUUCGUCGCAAGCUAUACGCAUAAAGCUUUUUGCAAUUCUUAAUACCAUCGUUUCGCCGCCUCUCCGCCGUCUGCGAUUCUCUCGAUCGUCGGCGAUCUCUCAACACCUGCGCAACCCAAACUGUACAGCCGCAGUGUGGAGAAGAGCUUUGUAGCAUAGAUGCCUGUCGCAAAACUUUUGGGCACUGGUAUUCCAGAUGCAAUGAAAUCCGAGGAGGGGACUGAUUCCUUGGAUACUUUCAUUAGGCAAGCUGUUGGGAAAGAACCUUUAUUCUCAUUCUCGAGGACUGGGGACAGCCCUAUGCAGUGGAUACAGUUACUUCAUGCCUUGGAUCAGCAAGACCUCCCUGGUUGGCCUUUGCUGGCUCCUAUGAAAGUUCAGAUGCAAAAGUGUGAUAAGUGUGCCCGUGAGUUUUGCUCGCCUAUCAACUACCGGAGACAUAUGAGAGUGCAUCGCCGAUCUAUGAAUAUUCAUAAGGAACCUCAGAAGUAUAGGGAUUUGCUAGGAGCAUUUUGGGAUAAGCUCUCUUAUGAUGAAGCUAAGGAUAUUAUGUCUUUCAAGGAUGUUAAUCUGGAGGAAGUUCCAGGCUCUUCCAUAGUAAGGAAUAUUGCAGCUAAUUUACGGAAACCAGUUUUUCUAUCUCUUCCACAAGUAUACGUGAAGGCUGGCUCUGCACUUGUGGAUAUUGUCCAAGGUAGACCUUCCAGAUUGCCAAUUUCCUCCGAGGAAUUAUUCAGUCUUCUUGAUGAUGCUAGUGAGAAAACAUUCUUAUGUGCCGGAACAGCUGAAUCAUUGCAAAAAUACGUCUUUGACGGGGAAGCCGGGAAAAUUGGCCUAGAGAUGAAAAAUUUAAUUGCUUGCACAAGUUUUCUUGCCGAACAAAAAUUGGUGAAGGCAUGGCUUGCAGACAAAGAUGCUGAAGCAUUGAGAUGCCAGAAGCUGCUUGUAGAGGAAGAGGAAGCUGCUCAGAGGAGGCAAGCUGAGCUGUUGGAAAGAAAAAGGCAAAGAAAGAUUCGGCAAAAAGAACAGAGGGCAAAGGAUCACUCUAAUGGCAUGAAGGUAGAUUUAUACACUGCUUCUGAUAUAUUUGAGAGCAUCCCAUCGGCAGAAACGUCCAGCAGCCAGACCUCUCCACAGGUUAAUCCUCUCAUCCCAGAUGAACAUGUAGCCACACCUCUCGACCCCUCAAGCAAUGAAGAAGUCGUUAAUAUCGAAGCUCAAGGUGGAUGCAGCAGUGAUCAUUCAGAUACUGCAGCUACUGAGCAACAGAAGAUGCAGGAGAAUGGUUCGCAGCAUUUCAUUGCUCGAUGGCAGGUGCCAAAAUCACAAAGAGGUGGUCGUAACGGUUUUCAUAGUAAUCAGAAUGGUAACAUGAUCAAAUGGGAACAGGCACAGAAGGCCAGGGAACAAAGGGUUAAUGGCAGUAAAGUUUGGACCAAAAAGCCUAAAUUUGAAAAUGGUGGAAGGGAGCUGGUAAAAUCCAGAGUACAGAAUGAUGCAAUUUAUCAAACCACUCAGACCAAUUGUCAGCUGAUGAUUGGUUCCAUAUCUGUGACUGUGAGGAACUGUCAAGCCGAGUUUGAAGAAAAGGUCGACAGAGAAAUCAAGACAAACAGUGUCCAAAAUGGCACCAAUCGUUCUACUCUCAAAUUUUGGAGGCCCCGAAACGACACAAGAGGUCAAUUGGCAUAUAGAGGCAAUGGUCAAAUAUUGAAGGAGAAUGCAACACCUGAAAAUGGCACUUUGUCCAGUGAGAAUGAUCAUCAGUCGUGCGACUUGAACGGAAAUGACAUCAGGGGUACCGAUGAUUCUAAUGUACAAGUGGAAAAUAGCGCUAUGCCAAAGCCAAUGCCAUUCUCUAUCGAUGCAGCAAAAGCUUUUCUAGCACAGAGAUGGAAGGAGGCAAUAUCAGGGGACCAUGUGAAGUUGGUUCUGUCAUCGGUGGCCGAACAACCACCGGGGCAACUUGAUUUUGAAGAGAACCGUCAAGUUGCCGAGUCUGAGGAUCCCAUGGUGGUUGGUAGUUCGAAGGGGCGGUUGGGGAAAGUGGCAGAGAUCGAUUCAACGACCCAUACAAACGUUAAACCCAAGUUUAGGACAAAGCCUGAGAAGAACAUGAAGACAAAGUACAUUCCGAAACAAAGAGCGGUUUAUUAGGAGGUAGGAGUGAAAGCAAAUUUGAAAAAAUUUAGGUUCAUCUCUCAUUAUAUACCCGACCAACAAUGUGCAGUUUGAUUAGCGUGAGACUGUUUUUCUAUUUACAUUGUUGUUAGGCAGAGCUUCCAGUUUUACCAAUGGCUCUACUUUUGAAAAGGAUUUUUUUACUCAAAAAGAAACCUCAUGUUCUCUUUUUCUUUUU